ACCAUUAAGGAAGAGUUCCGCCCUGGUGUUUAUAGUGGAGAAAUGUCGGCGCCCGCUGAGGAAGGCCGAGAGGCGCCGGCCGGUUCUGAACCCGAGCCCCAGGCUUCGGGCCCGAGCGUUCAGCGGCCGAGUACCCGGUCCAACCCCGAGGGCGCAGAGGACAGACAGGAUCCGCCCGGCCAGGGGGCGCAGACGGGCGGUAGAGAAGGAGAUGGAGAGGCUGGGACUGAGAGCCCAGGAGUCGGGGGAAGGACCAGGGGUAGUCGGAGGAGGCAGCAGGAACAGGAGGCCCAGGCCCAAACUCAAACCCACAGUCUGCCCUCGUUCCAGACCCAGAACCAGUCUCAACCCCAGUCCCAAUCUCAAAGCCAGUUCCAGCCCCAGUCCCUAACCCAAACCCAAUCCCAGAGUAAAUUCCAGUCCCAGCCUUCAAACCAGUCCCCCAAUCCACCCCAAACCGCAGAUCAAACCCAAAGUCAGUCCCAACCUGCACCCCCGUGUCCAACCCAAUCACUGCCCCAGUCUCAGUCUCAAUCCCAAUUUCAGCCCAAACCUCAGUCACUGCCCCAGUCUCAAAGCCAACCUCAGCUUCAAAACCAGACCCUGCCACAAGGUCAGUCUUCAGCCCUUCCCCAAUCCCAGAGUCAGCCCCAAUUCCAAUCUCAACUGCAGUUCCAAAGUCAACCCCAGCCUGAGAUUCAGAUCAGGACCCCAAAGGUUAACUGCCCAGAGAAAGUGAUCAUCUGCUUGGAUCUUUCAGAGGAGAUGUCACUACAGAAAUUAGAGUCGAUGAAUGGUUCCAAAACCAACGCAUUAAACAUUGCUCAGAAAAUGAUAGAAAUGUUUGUCAGGACAAAGCACAAGAUCGAUAAGCGGCACGAGUUUGCUCUCGUGGUGGUGAAUGAUGAAGUCACUUGGCUGUCUGGCUUCACCUCUGACCCCCGGGAAGUUUGCAGCUGUCUGUAUGACCUAGAUACAAAUGUCUGUGAAUCUUUCGAUCUGGAUGGGCUCUUUAACCUUGUACAACAGAAAAUUGAAUUGCCAGUGACAGAAAAUGUGCAGACAAUCCCGCCUCCAUACAUCGUACGGAUGAUACUGGUCUACAUUCGAACACCCUGCAACCCGCAGUCAGUUUCAGUGGAGCAUUUCAGCAAAAUUCUGCAAUCCCCUUAUUUUUUCUUCGAUGUGAUUUAUAUUUACAACAGAACUGAAGAAAUGGAAGAGGAGCCUGGUUCCAAGGAAGCUCAUUCAUUUUUCAAUAACUUGGACACAAAGGGAACCAGUUACAAAUAUGACGUGUCACUCACUGGACAAGCUGUGGAACUACACAACUGCAUGGCCAAGUUACUCGCACAUCCACUGCAGAGGCCAGUCCAGGUCCACGCAGUUUAUAGUCUUCUGGAGGAUGAAGAUUCAGUGGAAGUGGAAGCAACUGUCUGAUGAAAGGAUGUUUCUGGGAGAAGUAAAAUUCUUUCUCAAUUG
Molecule: messenger RNA, 1482 nt
Organism: Hypanus sabinus (Atlantic stingray)
Lineage: Eukaryota; Metazoa; Chordata; Chondrichthyes; Myliobatiformes; Dasyatidae
Product: BRISC and BRCA1-A complex member 1-like
Exons: 8
Coding region: 43-1440 (465 amino acids)
Biological process (GO): mitotic G2 DNA damage checkpoint signaling; double-strand break repair; protein K63-linked deubiquitination
Cellular component (GO): nuclear body; BRISC complex; BRCA1-A complex
Source: RefSeq, a predicted model, not a curated record